AUGUGCCUGCUGGGUAGAGAAUGGCUUACAAACAGUGAUAAAGUAAAUAUUUCAAUAGCAAAACAAGAUCGAACUGAAAUGAAAGAUACUGGUGUCCUUGGUCAUACUUGGAAUCCUAAGUCUGAUACACUUUCAAUAAGACAGCCCAAGAUACAAAGUGAAAAUAAUUUGACAAAAAGAUUUGUUCUCAAGGUGAUUGCAUCAGUUUUUGAUCCGUUGGGAAUGCUUUCACCUGUAUUGCUUAAAGGUAAAUUAUUGUUACAAAACCUCUGGAAACAAAAUCUCUCAUGGGAUGAUGUGAUAAAAGAUGAAAAAUUUAAAGAGGCGUGGUCAGAUGUCAGAUUAGACAUAUGCAAAAUCUCAGAGUGUUCAUUUCCAAGGUGUCUAUCAAUGGAAAGUAAUGAAAACAUUACCUACAAUUUACUGUGCUUUUGUGAUGCAUCAAUGAAGUCGUACGCUACUACUAUCUAUCUCCAUCAGAAAUAUGGUAGUGAAGUGAAAGUCGACCUCGUGUUUGCGAAAACACGACUAGCACCUGUUAAAACAAUGACAGUGCCUCGAUUAGAAUUGAUGGGUGUUUUGACAGGUGUAAGGUGUUUGAAAUUUGUAGAGGAGCAAUUAAAAUUGGAGAUUGAAGGAUCAUACAUUUGGACGGAUUCACAAUGUGUGAUAGGAUGGUUAGAAACAACUAAAAAGUUACCUGUGUUUGUGAGUAAUCGAAUCAGAGAAAUAAAAUCAUAUGUUGCAACAAGAAUAAGUUAUGUAAAAUCAAAAGAAAAUCCAGCAGAUGUUGCAACAAGAGGAGCAACAAUACAUGACUUACGCAGCAACAAACUUUGGUGGAAUGGUCUUCAUUGGCUUACAGAAUAUUUCGAAAUGCCCUCCGAAACAGCGAAAAAUUUAAUUGAAGAUUCAAGUACGGUUACUGAGAGCACACGUGUCGUGGAAAGUAACUCCGAAAACUUUGAAACUGAAUUUCUUGAUGAAGAAAAUCUGUCGAUUGCAUGUACAAUUAAUGAUCAUGACAAUAUUUGUGCUCCAUUUGGGAUAGACAGUACCAAGUUUUCUUCUGUUGACAAAUUGAUUCGUACUACUGCUCUUGCCUCACGAUUCAUUAAGAAAACUAAGAAGCAAAAGUGUGAAAACCAGUCGUUAACAUCUCAGGAAUUGGAAACGUCGGAAAAUAUGUGGAUCCUAUACCUGCAGCGAAAAAAUUUCAAAGAAACUAUCUGCGGUAUAUAUAAUCAGAAAAAAACUACCCUACAAAGACAGUUAGGUCUGUUUAUUGAUCCUAAAGGAAUCUUGAGGAGCAAGGGAAGACUGGAAAAUGCAGGAAUAACUGAAGGAGCGAAACAACCGAUCUUGCUUCCGCGUAAGGAGUGGUUUUACCUUUUUGAUAAUAGAAAAGGUACAUAA
Molecule: messenger RNA, 1416 nt
Organism: Ruditapes philippinarum (Manila clam)
Lineage: Eukaryota; Metazoa; Mollusca; Bivalvia; Venerida; Veneridae
Exons: 1
Coding region: 1-1416 (471 amino acids)
Source: RefSeq, a predicted model, not a curated record